This is a messenger RNA of Echinops telfairi (small Madagascar hedgehog), 615 nucleotides long. It is a transcript of the gene PIN4, whose product is annotated as peptidylprolyl cis/trans isomerase, NIMA-interacting 4. Gene Ontology annotation, molecular function: DNA binding; peptidyl-prolyl cis-trans isomerase activity. The record is from RefSeq and is a predicted model, not a curated record. Bases 178 to 573 code for a protein of 131 amino acids. Lineage: Eukaryota; Metazoa; Chordata; Mammalia; Afrosoricida; Tenrecidae. Gene Ontology annotation, biological process: rRNA processing. The transcript has 4 exons.
GCUUGGGCUUAGUUCUUCGGCCCGCAUUGGUCCGAGGGCGAAGGACGCGUCUGCCCCCGUCCGUGCCUGCUUCCAGAGUCACGCCGCUUUCAGGCAUUGUUUAGGACACGCCUGUGGGGCCUGAAGGGACUCUGUAAGCUACCGGAGCAAUUGAGAGCUCAUCGGCAAGUUUCGGAGAUGCCGCCCAAGGGAAGAAGUGGUACCGGAAAAGGUGGAAAAGGCGGAGCAGCCUCCAGGAGUGACAGUGCUGACAAGAAGGCUCAGGGUCCCAAAGGUGGUGGCAAUGCGAUAAAGGUCAGACACAUUCUGUGCGAAAAACAUAGCAGAAUUAUGGAAGCCAUGGAAAAAUUGAAGGCUGGAAUGAGAUUCAAUGAAGUAGCUGCACAAUAUAGUGAAGAUAAAGCCAGGCAAGGGGGUGACUUGGGUUGGAUGGCCAGAGGGUCCAUGGUAGGACCAUUUCAAGAAGCAGCGUUUGCCUUGCCUGUAAGUGGAUUAGAUAAACCUGUGUAUACAGACCCUCCUGUUAAGACAAAAUUUGGUUAUCAUAUUAUUAUGGUUGAAGGGAGAAAAUAAAAUCCUGUGAAAAUUGAAUAAAUGUUCUGUAUUUGCAUUUUA